Messenger RNA from Dendronephthya gigantea, 1643 nucleotides. RefSeq names its product nucleoredoxin-like. Lineage: Eukaryota; Metazoa; Cnidaria; Anthozoa; Malacalcyonacea; Nephtheidae. The record is from RefSeq and is a predicted model, not a curated record. The transcript is spliced from 6 exons. Bases 124 to 1509 code for a protein of 461 amino acids.
UACAAUAAUUUCAAAUUAAAAAUUCUCGUCUCCUCCAAGCUGUAAACAAUUUACUAUUUAGCGUUGUCAACUCGUUGCCGUGGCAGAAGCUCCAAAUAGUUUGACUUAUAUAACUUCCGAAAGAUGUCCAAAGUUUUCCAAAUUUUAGGCGACGAAUUUAUCAAUAAAGAAGGCCAAAGUAUAAGCCUUGGAAGAGUUCAAGGCAAGGGAAAAGUUAUAGCUCUAUACUUUUCAGCCCAUUGGUGUCCGCCUUGCAGAAACUUCACGCCAAAACUAGCAAGUUUUUACGAAAGUUUAAAACAAGGGCAAAAUGGAAGUAGAUUUGAGCUGUUGUUUCUUAGCUCGGACAAGAACGAAGAAGAAUUUUCCAAGUAUCUCGACCAAAUGCCUUGGUAUGCCUUGCCUUACAGCAAGAGGAACGAAAAGGCAAAGCUCUCCAAAUACUUCAGAGUGAGUGGAAUUCCAACAUUGAUCUUCCUUGAUGGAGAAACAGGCAAUGUUAUCAACAAAAAUGGCCGGUCUGCAGUUGAUAAUGAUCCUGAGGGACAGAAGUUUCCAUGGAAAGGAAAGACAUUGCAAGAUAUUUUAAAUGCUGGAGAAUAUAUUACAAACAAAGAUGAGAAAAAGUCUUACGAGAAUGACAUAAAAGGAAAGGUGCUUGGGAUAUAUUUUUCUGCUCACUGGUGUCCACCGUGCAAAGCUUUCACACCACAACUUAUUGAGUUGUAUAAUAAGAUGAAGGAUCAGAAGAAAGCUUUUGAAGUUAUAUUUGUCAGCUCAGACCAGAGUGCAGAUGCAUUUAAAGAAUACUUUUCUGGAAUGCCAUUCCUUGCAUUGCCAUAUGAUUCCGAAGUCAAGGAGGAGCUUAGUGACUAUUUUGAGAUUGAAGGGAUACCAACAUUAAUUAUAAUUGAUAAAACUGGCAGAGUUAUAACGUCAAGUGGACGUGCUGUAGUGAGUGGAGAUAAGGAUGGAAAGAAAUUCCCAUGGUAUCCAGAACCUGUUGAAGAGCUUAAUGAGAUAUCUGGACCAAAAAUUAAUGAUGAAGUUUGCCUUAUUUAUAAUCCUGCUAAAGAUGAAGAAGCUGCAAAACAAAUGAAAGAAAUCUUAGCACCGCUUGGCAGGGAAUGUCAGGAGGAAGCUAAAAGAGAAGACAAACAACAAGAUUUGUUCUUCUUUGUUGCUCCGACUGAACCAAAUGACAUCGUUGAAUCAUUGUGUGAGUUCCUGAACGUCAACCCUGAGGAAAAAUCUUUGUUCAUUGUUGAUGUGCCUUCAGCAAAAAUUUUCAAGUUUGAACUAUCUGUGGAUGAUGUCGAAGCUGAAGGCGAAGCUGAGAGCGAAUUAGUUGAAGGCGAAGCUGAAGGCAAAGUUGAAGGCGAAGCUGAAGGCGAAGUUGAAGGAAAAACGAAAGCCGUGGCUUAUCGCAAUCCUUCAAUGGAAGAGGUGAUCAAGUUUGUUAGAGAUUACCAAAAUGAUCUCUUGGUUGCCAAAAAUAUUCGUGAUUAAUAAAGUAAUUAAUAGGCAUGUAGCUUUUAGAGUGUGAAUAUGAAACUGGAAUUUCUUUUGCUUUCGUAGAAAAAUAGUUCUGACGCUAAAUUUAAAUAAAAUCUGUUAUGGCGCUAAAUAUAAAUAAAUGUAUU